CCAAUGUUUAUGUGCGAUUUCAUUCAUUUGGCGCAUACAGAAUGAGCUGAUUUCAUUCUGUCAUAUUUCGCGAUCAGCUGACUGACAAUAGUUAAUUUUCGUGAUCAGUCCCAUCAUGCCAUAAACACGGAUAUCGUCAUGGUCAACCAGCAGCCAGGACAGAAUGAGGUCGUCAAGUGCGUUGUCGUUGGUGACUCGGGGGUUGGCAAGACGUGUAUGAUCUGUGCCUGGGCCUGCGGAACUAAAUAUGACCUUCAUCAGCUGGUCAAGACUCAUGUAGCCACCGUCUGGGCGAUCGACCACUACCGACAUGAUCGAGAGGUGCUGGAGCGGUCAUGGUGCGAGGUGGAUGGUGUUCGAGUCUCGCUGCGUCUCUGGGAUACUUUCGGCUACCAUGAUAAAGACAGAGGUUUUGCCUACAGGGGGGCGGACGUGGUCAUCCUCUGCUUCAGUGUUAUGCGUCCCAACUCCCUGAGGAACAUCAAGAAGUACUGGUACCCUGAUGUGCGACGCUUCUGUCCCACCACACCCAUCAUCCUGGCAGGGACACAGGCGGACCUCCGCUACAUGUACAAGGAUGAGAACUACAUCAACAUGGAGAAGGGCCUGCUGUACAGACCUAUUGAAGAGAAAGAUCUGAUCACCUCUGAGGUUGGUCGUGAUAUUGCCAAAGACAUCGGUGCACCCUACUAUGAGACGAGUGUCCUAACCCAUCAUGGCGUCGAGGACGUCUUCAUCAACACUGUUAGAGCAGCCAUGAUUGAACGACGAAAACUCAAAUUUUGGAAUGCUCAACUCCGCCGAGUCCAGCGCCCCUUAAUUCAACCUCCAAUGAAGGUCCCGAAACCACUGCUGCCCAAAAUAGCUGUCCCUCCUCCAACGUUGUUGACUGAUAUCUCCCAGCUGCUGUACAAUCAAAAUGAAGGAGAUGCCGUCUUCUUGGUUCAGGACCGCUGUAUACGUGCUCACAAGAUCUGUCUUAUGGUAUCCUCUCCAUUAUUCGAGGAACUUUUUACCUUGGAAGCCCCUGUUAUAGUCCCAGCCGAGCAGAAGCAGACACAACUGAUGAGAAGUGAGUUUUCAGGGGAACAGAAUCACAACGAUGAAGAGAAGCUGCUGGAGAGUGAUCAAGAAUCGGUCAGCAUGGACGGAGAUUGUCUUCGUAGAUCAGUUGGUUAUGAAAAUGCAAUCACCACGCCAGACGCCAACAAUGGAAAUUUUCAAAAGUUAAUGUCAUUCACUCACCCCUCGAUCGCAUGCGCAGAAGUGAAGCUAGUUGACGAUCCUUUUCAUCCCAGUCAUUCGAUGGUGCAGACUUUUGUUACGAUGAGCCGUGAGAUUACUCCGAGGGCGUUCCAGCACAUCCUGGAGUACUUGUACACAGGACAGGCCUGGGAGGACUAUGAUGUCCUCAAUGAGGUCAAGCGAGCUGCUGAACUGAUGAAGCUGAAUGACUUCCUUAUCAUUAUAUCCAACAUGUUGUCAGGGGAACGCUUUCUCAAUGCUGAUAUUCAGAGACGUUUUCAGGAAGCUCGUUGCGCAAAGUUGAGGGAACUGGCAUUGGAGAAAGAGGUGUUAACAGACAUUGCUUUCAAGGUUGAUAAUGGCAUAGUGGCAGCCCACAAGCCCCUGUUGAUGGCUCGCUGUGAGAUGAUGUAUGCCAUGUUCAGCAGUGAUUUCAUCGAGUCCUCAGCCAAAGUGAUCCCGUUCCCGGGCAUCACGGAGGAUACCUUCAAGGCGCUGCGCGAGUACCUGUACACUGGGAGCCAGCCAGACAUGACCGGGGUCGACUGUAUCUCCCUCAUCGAGGUGGCCAACCGACUCUGUCUGCCCAGGCUCGUGUGUCUCACCGAGAACUUCAUCGUGCAGGAACUGCAGAAAGCAGAAAAGGAUGAGGAAGAUAUUCUUGAGGAGGUCUUGCUUAUCCUGGAACCUGCACAGCUUCACAACGCGUCGCAGCUGGCCAAGUGGUGCCUCAACUUCCUGGUGUGCCACCACAAUGAGCUGCACCACAAGUAUCACAAGAUGCUCAGGUCUCUCCAGAAGGACAAUCAGGAACACAUUGAGAAGCACAGGUGGCCUCCGAUCUGGUACCUGAAGGAGCUGGAACACUAUGACAAGAUCAUGCACAACUCCUCCCAGUAUCCCGAACAACAGCAGGAACAGGACUUCAACCGCUGGCCUCGCUGCACUGGCGGCUGCCUCUGCUUUAGUCGGCGUGGUCGAGCCAGGAUUGAUGAAGCCACAUCCAUUGAUAUGCCUUUCUGAGCUUCACCCAUUCACCAUCAUGGAAUAAUAUAAUGAAAAGUAAAGACCUAUGGCUUCGGUAGUUUUUGAAGCUCCUCAUUCCACUGAACCUGAUGUAGAUUGAUGAAGGCCUGUUCGUUUGCCGUCUGCUUCCCAUGACAUCUUUAUUUAACAAUGGCCAGUUACAUUGAGAUUAUUUCGAUUGAAGAGGCUUGUUGAAUCUUCAGAAGCUGUAUCAUGAGCUUUGUCCUAUUUCAGCCAGCCAAUGAACAAUGUCUUUGCAGAUUAUCAAUUACCACAUGUUUUGUUUGAAGUUAACUAUCUAAAGGUUUGCUGUUAUUGAGCCUCCAACUGGGAGUCAAGCCUUAAGACUUAGCCAGUUUGAUGAGGCAAUGGUCUAUGACUUUGUGUGUCUGGAAUGGUUGAUACAGAUUUGAGAGGACUGAGGAAGCGAUACAAGUAGUAUGAGUACCAGAUGAUCUUUUACCAGAACCUUUUGGGGAUGACCCAUGAUUGAAGACUGAUUGACCAUCUGGUCCUCUGUACCAUAUCCAGCUCACUGUGUGAAAAAAAUAGUGUCAUCCAACAUUAAUAAGUACAUAAAGUGUUUAGAAGUGUCACUAUUAACCAUUUUGACAAACAAUUCAAACCUUAGCAGUAAUGAUCACCCUUUAGCGUCAGUGGUACAUAUUUCACUGUCUCUCUGAACUCUAUUAUUAAGGCAUUAACAUGUUUGGAUUUUCCAAAUGAUCUUCAGGCAAAUGUUUCGUGAUGACUUGACUGUGUUUUCAAAUUUUAAGUACAAAUGGUAUAAAUGGUACAAAGUAAAUCAUGUGCUGAGCAAUGUCAGUAUAUUGAACAACUUCAAUGCAUUUAUUUAAAUCAUUGGCAACCAUGACCUUGCAGUUCAAGGUUUCAUAGCUUUCUAGUUUCAUUUUUCUAUCAGAGUCAGUGGUUUGAUAAAACUGUCCAUCAUAAAUCCAUUUGAUGUGAGAUUCAGAUAUGUACUUUGAGGUUUGAGUGGAGAGCCCUGAUACGAUGUUUCAAGGUCAUGGAAACAAGUGACCUCUGAGCCUGGACAGGGUAGGUCCAGAGGUACCAGUGUUAUGCAAGAUCAGGUGUUGCAUGAGCUGUCACGUCAUCAAUGUUUGUGAUUUCACGCUUAGUGUGGAUGGAUGACAAUAGAAGAACACAUUGAACCGGUUGAGUAUUUGAAGGAUGUAGUUAGCUUUGUCCAUCCUCACUCUGGACAUGACGGACAUGUUGGAAAAACACAAACUGAUGACUUGCUGGAUACUUGCAUCUACCAUUUCUUAACACAGGAACCGGUUGAGUAUUUGAAGGAUGUAGUUAGCUUUGUCCAUCCUCACUCUGGACAUGACAGACAUGUUGGAAAAACACAAACUGAUGACUUGCUGGAUACUUGCAUCUACCAUUUCUUAACACAGGAACCGGUUGAGUAUUUGAAGGAUGUAGUUAGCUUUGUCCAUCCUCACUCUGGACAUGACAGACAUGUUGGAAAAACACAAACUGAUGACUUGCUGGAUACUUGCAUCUACCAUUUCUUAACACAGGAACCGGUUGAGUAUUUGAAGGAUGUAGUUAGCUUUGUCCAUCCUCACUCUGGACAUGACAGACAUGUUGGAAAAACACAAACUGAUGACUUGCUGGAUACUUGCAUCUACCAUUUCUUAACACGGGAACCAGUUGAAGAUUUGAAGCAUUGUCCAUCCUUUGUGUGUCCUUCAUCAGAUGGAUAGGGUGUUGGAUAAUACCAUCUUGGGAUCCAUUUCGUACCAUCAGGAUGUACAUCACAUUACCUAUUCACCUGCCAUUUUGUGCUACAUUUGUACAUGUGCUGCUAUCAACAUCUAUAAAAUAUUCUCAUUUUGUUAACACAACCAUGGCUACGCAGAUAUGUAAUGUCUUUGAAUGACUUGGGUCAGUUGCAAUGUUGUAGUGGUAGCUUGUUAAUGAUUCACACACAGGUUGGUGUAUUGAAUAAGCUGUCUGUGUUUAAGAUAUGAUAGAUAUAAUUAUAGAUGAAUACUGAUAUAUGUUAUUUGUAUUUGGGGAUAUAUACAGUUAUGCAGUUUUGUUACCAUGGAUAUGUGUUUGUAAUGCACUAAAAAAUGGCCAUUUAAAAACUGAAUAAAAAAAGCAUUAUUUUGUUCAGAUUGAGAGGUUUGUAGGGAGGGUGCAUAUUUUGUAAAACAGUUGUGUGAUUUCUUGUCAUUGAUGAGAUUAUACAAGACUUUGAUCUGAUUUUGCUUUAUUUGAUUUGUAUAUAUAUAUAUUUACAGCCAUAUAUAUGUUAUGUAUACAUUCUAAUAUGUCAAAUGUACGAAAUAUUUUGCAUGCAUUUUGUAGAUGAAUUGAUAAUAUUUCUUGUAGCAGACAAUCUACAAGACAAUCCAGAAUAUAUCCAGAGAUCCUAGCUAUCAAUCUUUGUCCUGGUGAGGAGACAUGUCAACAGCAUACAGAAGAGCAAGAAUACAAGAACUAUUUUCUUUGUAUCCUUACAGACCAAGGAACUAUUUUUUUUAGGACAAGCUAUAAUUUCAAAUAUUUUUACAUAGGUCUAUGCUGGUUUGUUUACUGAGCAUUUAUUGAUUAUGAUAUUGGCAUUUUGAAAAUUUGAAAGCAAAAUGAAGUCAAAACAAAAUUUGUUUAAUGUGUUCAAGUAGCAACUAGCUGCCAUUUGAUAUUGAAAUGAUUGCACAUAGUUUAGUCACAGAAAAAAACAGUUUGUGUCAUUGCUUACUGUUUUAAAUGACUUGUGACACAUGUCACAUGACUUGACUUGAAUGUCAGAUAUGUCACAUGACUUGAGUUUUGAAUGUGAUGACUUCUUCAUGUACAUUUGAUGUCCUUUGAUGUUAUUCGUAAUGUCUUGAUUGUGCAAUGAGAACUUGCUGAGAGUUAUGAAUGUGAUGCUACUGUCAGUGAUACAUGUUGCUUUGAAAACCAGUAAUAUGCCCUAUGUAUAGUAUGGGUAUACAUUAGAGCUGGGACGAGUCCAAAUUUUAGUAUCUGGUACCCACACCCCUAUUACCCGACCCUACCUGGGUACCCGCUGUUGGUGUCAAGAGAUAAGUACAAAAUGUCCGAUGGGGAAUAGUUUGACAGUAGCCCUGGUAAAAUGUAUAAAACGAUGUGGUCAUGCAUACACUGAAGUUGACUGAAGUUUUAUCUUUGUUCAAACAUAUAAGUCAGAAGGAAUGCGUUCAUAGUCAUGAAGAAACGCGAACAGUAGAGACUUUGAAUUGUUGUGAAACCAUGAAGGGAUAGUGAAUUAUUUUCAUGAAACAAUAUAUCUCGUGACUAACCACGGGUCGGGGUAGUCCUGUGAGUACCUGGGUCCUACUCAGUACCCACCUGACCUGAGUACCUGAGUUACCCAUCCCAGCCCUAGUAUACAUGUUUUAAAAAGUAAUCAAUUUGGACAACUCGGCUGAACAUCUUGCAAACAAAAUUUAUUGUUUGUAAAUUUGAUUGGUGCAUUAAUUUUUAGAUGAUGCAAGACUCACAGGAGAAUGAUUUGAUGGUAUAAUACGAAAGGCAUUAUCAAGUUGUGUCUAUAUCUAGGCAAAUAUUUUUGACAUUUUGUCACUAGUCAAAUGUACCUUAAUGUUGAGUUGUCAAAAUUCUGUGAGACAAUUUCUGCUGUCCUUGAAGUUGUAGCAGGUACUCCUUCUUGCUCCAUACUUCAUCUCAGCCCUGUAGUACGUAAUUUCCAGUUGUUGAUACAUGACACUGUGUACAGACAGUUUACAGCACAUCCAUUUGCAUCACUAGAAUGUGACUGAAAUUCUUUAUCUCUUUAAUAUUGGUUAGGGGGCACAGGUGGCACAGUUGCAGAAGCAUCCCUUGGUCACACCAGAAACCUAUGAUUGUGGGUUCAAAUCCUGGUUUGCCCCAAUUAUGUUUCUAGGUUUGUCAGCACUAUACCUGUGCUUUUGGGUUUCACCGAAGUGGUAAACAUCUAAGACCUGCAUUACUUCGGGCUUUCCUCCCACAUUAAGCUGAUACACUGUGAUGUAACUGGAAUAAUGUUAAAAGUGGUGUUAAAACCAACUCACUCACUCACUCAUCUUGGUUAAACUUGGUUUGAAUAUCGUAAUACAGAUUGCUAUGGGUUUGACUUGGAUGAUAAAUUUUGCUGUUUAUAUGUAAAUGAUACUGUAUUACAAAGCAGUUAUUCAUUAUGAUAUCAAUGUCUGUCACUAUGGUCAUUGGUUACUAAGUCCCCAUAUUAUCAAUGUUUGCUAUUCCUUUGUUACCGUGCAUGCAAGAGACAGAUAAAUAUCAACAAUGUCACAGGUCACGAAGUAGUAACACCAAAAUGCAUUUAACAUGAAAACAAAUCUGCAAUGUGCAGUUGCCUUUGUGCACAUAAUGUACAAUUAGUCCAAUGUUUAUGUCAAGUUCAUUCUCAACUGACAGUUUCUGCCAAGAUUUUACCUGAAGCAAGUCAAGAUGUUUUGUCUCCACAUUAUAUACAAAAGCACAUUUGUUCCUCAUUACUGCUAAUACUGUUAGUUGUGGUCAGAAAAUAUGAUUACAUGCAUUGAGUGAGAGAGAGAGUAUGUUUUUACGCUCUUUUAGCAAUAUUCCAGCAAUAUCAUGGCGGGGGACAUCAGAAAUGGGCUUCACACAUUGUACCCAUGUGGGGAAUUGAACCCAGGUCUUCAGUGCGAUGAGCUUACGCUUAACCUGCUAGGCUACCCCACUGCCUGAAUUACAUGCAUUGGAAACAUAAUGACAAAAUAAUGUGUUUCAAACAACAACCUCAGACCCCUCCUCCCUAAAAUAAAUGGUCUUGCCCAGUCUUUUGUAUGCUUCUUUUGCUUCAGUUUAAAGUGGGCUGGUCUACUGUAGGUGGGGCAAGAUGGAAAUGACUUGUCAUGAAAUCAAGGACACAUUUUGCGCUGUGUUUGUCACCUGUUUAGUGUUAUGAACCAAUGGCCUUGACCUUCUCAAAUGUGCUUUAUGAACUCUGAUAGCGAGCUUGAUGCACCAUGUGCCUAGUUGAUCGUGUAGCUAGCGUGUGUGUAAAUGUUCUUCAGUACUGACCAUGCCAUGUUGUGAAAUAAACAUAUCACCUACUGCUAAACAAACUUAAGUAAAAUCGAUUUGGGAUAGUAGGCUGUCUGAGUGAAAUGGAAGAAUCCAUUUUCUGUGAACAGGGGAGUGAUUGUGUGUCAUUCAGUGGACAUGGAGUUCAUGCUGUACGUGUAUUUGUCGACCCGACACUGUUGCUGUUCACAUUAGUGAAUUGAUUGUCAAAGAUUAGUUCUCCUCCACUCACAUAUUUUUCAUUGAUUUUUCCAACAAAAAUCAUGGUUGGAAACCUUCCACCCCUGCUGUUGUUAUGAACUGUACAGACUAUGGAGAUCCAUGGGUUAAAUUGUCAGGUUGUGAUUUUUCUUAAGUUUGUUUAGCGGAACAGUUAGUUAACGUGUCCGUGCCCAUCCUCCUGGAGCUUAUCUGUAGCGUACACUGAAACCCUUCUAGUCUGGACCCUAACUCUAUAUAUAUACUGUUUAUUUACAAAGGGACGUCAAAAGUUCUUCUAACCCGACUUCUAACUCAUGCUGAAUACAAUAAAAAAUCCAUUGAUACAGUUUGUGCCAAACACUUUUGAGACUACUUGCCCGAUUGCCAGUGAAUUUAGUAUUAUUAUAGGUAUUAUUAUUAACUGAGCUUACAAGACCAAUGACUAUAAUUCUUGCAAACCCUCUACCUCUAUUACAUCUUUGCCAUAAAUCCUGUAUUUUGGCUUUAAUCACACUUACUAAAAUUUUCAGAUUUUUAACAGACAUCCUCUUCACUGUCAGUUGCACAAUUAGUUGUUCCCAAUAUAGCACUAUAGCAGCCCAAGCUAUGACUACGUAAUGGUCAGAACCUCAGUACUUUCCUGUGUGGGCUUGAGUCAACACCUAUUGUUAAAAUUGUAACUAUCUAGCACUUGGUAUUAGUCACAUUAAUCUAAGAUUUUCUAUAAGUUUUCUUAAAACAAACAUUAAGUCCAUAUUAAUUUUACUGGACUCAGGCUUCAGACUUGUGUCUCAAGUCACAGGCAUUGAUGGUAAUCAUCAGUGACCAGUAACACUUUCGGACUAUGACUCUCUACCAGUUCUCCAUGCUUGAGUUUACUACAAUUCAUCCUUGUAGGACUAACUACAUACUCUGAGGACUAGCUUAUUAAGUUUUGCACUAGUCCUCUGCACUCUUACUCUUAUUUGCACUAGUCAUUAAAUAAAAAUUUUCUAAGGCCAACCUUACUUCGAAAUGAUACAUUAAUCUGUAAAUUUUAAAAUCAAAACAGUAUCACUGGGAACUGUGUGAUGAAGAUUAGCCAGGUACCAUUGUAGGGUGGUGUAUAGCUUCCAUGACAGGGGUUUCAGGUGGUACUCAUAUCUUCCCAAUUGGGAUGUAAGCUCAAUGUCAGAUCAGUGGACUAUUUCUUACAAACAAAGCAGUUCUUUGUAAACGACUAGAUUAGCAAUUUGUAAGGUUCUACCAUCAAUCAUGUCUCAUUGAGACCAAAACCUGUUGAAAAUUUGAUAAUAUCCUAUUUAUACCUUGUUUUUAACAAGUUGUUUUUUAUUGUAGUAGGUUUGAGCUCACAAUUCAAGUAUUGUGGAUAGAACUUUGUGGAUAUAACAUUUUGUAUAUAUAUUUAUAUAAUUAUAUCAGUGUAUACCAAUAUACUCAUACAUGUAGUUUGUUAAUGGCAAAAGGUAGCUUUUUCCUGAAUAUUGUCAGAAUACAGUCGCAUAGAAUAUACUAAUAUUUGUGACUACAAGGGUCAAUAUACAUGAAGCUAGGCAUUGUACGUGGCACCUGUCUGUACUGUUGCAGUAGCAAUUAUGAUGGUGAUUUAUUUGUAUUUGUGGUACUAAUGUUGGUUUACAUGAAUUCAGUAUUGAAAACUCACGCACACUUGUACGUAUUCAUGUGUCAUGGUCAUAAUGUUGACUGUAUUUUGCCUGUGAUGUUAGACAAGUUUUUGCACAUACCAAGGGAGAUCACUCUGUGCAAACUGGACUUCCAUUUAGCUUCAUACAAAUACCACUGUCUAUGUAUAAUAUUUCAUCUAUUGAGGGCAGUUGGACUCAACAUGCUCACUGUCCCAGUACAAAGCACUUUGAUGAUAAGGGAAAGGGGUCUACUGUCACCAUUCUUAAAUUUUCCGUCAGUUAGGGUAAUAAUACACAAAUUCAUGUUUAAUAUUUUGAUUAUUACAUUCCAUUUUUCCAAUUUAUGGCCCUUGUGAUUUGUAUGAAAUCCUCCAGUCAAAAAAAUCUUAUUCAGUGCCAUGGAACAGUUAUGGCAGAUAUGUGGCCUUUUUAUGCUUGUGAAAAUCUGGACUUUAUGAUAUUUGUUGUCAGAAGAUUUUUGUUAUACAUAGAUGUAAAUGAUGUUGUUUUGAAAAAUAUCUCAAAAUAUUUGGUCAAUGGUUUCUUUAUGAAGCUGCUUGGUUGAAAGUUUUGGCCUUUACUGAAUAUGUGACUUCGAUGUGUGUUGAGUGAUGCUUCCAUGGGUUGUCUUCCCCCUGCUUAUGGGUCAUGUCAAAAGUAUACAAGUCAUUUUCAAACAUCUAUGGAGGUUGUGUGUCAUGGGUAGUGGUAAAAGAUGGAUCUAGCUAACCAGUCUUUCAAACUCACAUUUAUGAGUUACAUUUUCAGCGAAAAUUAAUUUUUAAAUGAAAUUGACAUGUGUACCAUUGACAUAAUCCCUUGAUAUACUAUUCAUAUUUAUUUAUACAUUCUAGUCCCCGUUUAACCCUAUGAUGAGAUUUGAUGAACUUAAUUGAGUUUAUCCGUCCCACAAUCUUUAUUCUUAAUACUACUUUCUUAACAAAGUGCUUUCAUAUAGUGAUCACAUUGAAAUCUGCAUUUCAGUUAUAUAUACUUGAUUAGGUUUGACUUUUUCACUACUUCUUAGUAUUUAUGGUGGGAUUGUGAAUGAAUUUGUCUUUUCUUUAAAAUAAAUGCUUGUCUGAAAGCUUAUUCUGAUCUUGAGACUUUUAGCAUAACUUGUAAUGAUCUCACAAAUAUAUUUGUGAGAAUUUUGCCUUUUUAAUUUUGUGAUCAAAGACGAAAGUCAGAUAUGAUGAAUUAAUAUUUAUUCUGGAAACAGUGGUACUACAGGUGUACCAAUGAAUGAAGUUUUAGUCAUAUUAAGAAACUAAUUGUUGGUCUCAGGAAAAUCACGUUUUGAUUAAUUUUCUUUGUGCUAUUGCCAAAAUGUGCUAAAAUGUUUUUUGAACACCCCAUUUCAACUGUAGUGCUGUUAAAAAGGGUUUUUUGAAAGUACUUAAACCCAACUACCAGUUAACAAAUUUAAGAGCUUUUGCCCUUGAUUUAUGUAUGUUUGUAUCUUUUCAUUUCUUGUUUUUUAAAAAGAUGUAAGCUGAUUUUUAUUAUGUAUGUACUUUAUCUUCAUGAUUUUUUUUAUCCAAAGUUUAAAAACCUGUCUAUAUUUGUAUGGUUUAGGCCUGUAGUACUCAAAUGUAUAACAAGUGAUAACGAAUCUAAAUUCAUCAAUGUUGAUUAAUGAGAUUACAGUAAGUAUAACUAAAAUAAUUUUUCUGUUCUUUAAAACUAGUUUUUAUUAUUCAUUGCUGAAUUGGGUGCUGAUUUUAAGAAAUAUGUGUAUCUACCCAUCAGGCAGUUAAUAGGUAUUUCAAAUAUAUUUUCAGUCAUUCAUUAUUCUGAUAUUUCCAAUCAUUCCCAGCGAUGUUCAUUCAUGAAGUCCAAAAUCAGUCCUAAAGGCCAUUUUCAAUAUGAGCCUCUGUCUACACUCAGGUGAUUAAACAUUACUGGUGCCACACACCAUUGUCUCUAGGGUUUAAACCUUAUACAGUUUCCAAGCCAUUUACAUGUGAUAGCUGAAAUAUGGAAAGGAUAAGGUAUGGUAAGGGCCCAUUUUGGCCUCAGGAUCUGUAUAUUUUAAUAAAAGGGCAAAACUUUAAGAAGUGUUAUGGAAAUUAUCCAAUGUGCUUUAAUAAUACCAUAUGUAUUGGUAAUUUUAAAAUUGUCAAAGGGGUGAUGUUAGCUUUUCUAAUAUCUUAUCAUGAGCAAGUCUUGGGCUGAAUCUGAGUUUCUUCGGAGUAAAAACUUGGAGAGAACAAAUAAUCUGGGGUUAUCGACUUGCUCAACAGAUCUCACCUUUCACAAGUAUUAAGUAUACUUAUGUACUUAAUCAUGUCCAGAGCCCCAAACCUGCAGAUGUAAGGAAGAAAAAAGGUUACCGUAUAUCACCUUCUAUAAAGCCCCCUAAUUCUAGGUACGAAAAACACACUGGAGUACGGUGGUUUAGUUGAAUUGUCAUCACAUUUGUCGUGAAGUUCAGAUGAAUGAACACCCCUCUUUCAGUAGAUAGUGACUGAUAAUUUAUUCUAUACAAAGUACCAUCACAAUAAUACAAUGUAGAUGCAUCCUUAGGGACAGUGGAAACUAAAUGCAAGACACAGUUCAUGGUUCACCAUAUGAUAGGAGUUGAGUAAAAAGGGCCAUAUUUAGGUGCCAAUACUGAAUACAGAUACGGACAGUAAAGAUCCAUCAAAUAUAUUGUACAAAGCUGGUCUUGUACUUUGAAACUUUCUGAUUUUGGACUCUUGACUAUCAUCUAAAGACAUUCUAGAUACAUAUUUCAUUCCGUGUGAUUUGCUCAUUUUUAAUAAUAUAAUAUUGAUUUGUUUUCAACCAUAACAUAGAAUAUCUCCAUCUUACAUACAUAUUUUUUGUUUGUUUUAAAACCCCAGUUUAAAAUUGAGUAAAUAAAACAGUUUUUAAUAACUUUGGAUGAAUUUUCAUUAACAAUGAUAAUGUUUACAUCAAAAGUGUUCAGAAGUGUAUUCAUAAAUUGUUUUAAGUACUGUAUAGUCAAUCGUAUUUGUGACUUUCAACUUGUUAUGAAUUACCGGUAGUUGUUUUUUGUUCUUGAUAUUAUAAGGGCUGGGCCCUUCCAUACCCAUAGCUAGAAAUCUUGAUUUAUCUACAGGGGCAAUAUUUUGAUAAUCAAACUGUAUAGUUUAUAUUUGUUUGUUAUGAUCAUACUAUUUGUAUUAUGUUUAUUGAUCUGUAGGGUAUUGAGAAUGUAGCCAACAAGUUUAGCCAUAGCGAACAAACAGUUCAACAAAUACUGGUGAAUGGGUGCUAAGAGUUUAAUCCAAUGAAGAUUUUGUAGCAAUUUUAAUAUUUUACCCAUCUGUUAUAACUUGGGGACAUUCGUUCUUAGACAUAUGUUAAUGGCAUUAUCCACACCAGGUAUGACUUGUCUCAUCCUUUUAAACUAAGAUCAUGUUAGCAUUUAAAAAAUAAAAUUUCACAAAUUUUUAAAUUUUCUUCCAUAAUGAAAAUUGUGUUGAAUGAAUUCAAAUAUGGAAUAUUUCAUGUCACUUAGAUUUGUCAUUGUAAAAAACAAACUUUCAUUCUGAAUUCUUGCCAGCAAUUUCAUGUGCAAUCCGUUCAAACCUUUGUGACACAAACUAUCGUAAGAGACGUUUUCGAGGUCUACAUUAUUUUUCACAGAAUUCCUUGUACAAGUUCUUGUCUCUGAUGGUAGAUAUCAACCAUGAGCACGUGCUUCUAAGCUCUGGCUCUCAAUUUUUUAAACAAAAGUGUUAAUACACAAUGAAUAAAUCAAUGUCGAGUCUUAUUUAUUUUUUUGUUUUUGUGGCAGUAUUUAUUGGGGCUGGUAUUGUAGUAUUGUGUACACAGAAUGACUUUUCUAUUAACUUGUUGUGACAAGGUGGGCAUAGUCCGAAAUAAAACACUUUGUGCAGAGUUGUGUCCCUUAGCCAUUGCAGGAUCAGACGGCCUGAUGAUGUUCUGUCAGCACCAUGGUGUGCUUGUAAAUUUUAUGAAAGUGGUUAAUUUUUGCAACCAGAGUAACAUAGUGCUGUCCUUUACGAAGCUGAACCCAUGAUACAAACAUAUUCUCAUACUCUGGCAUACUGACAUACCAAUCCAGCCCUAGUAAUUACAGUAUGUAGCAUGUCUGAAAAUACUGCUUUUUGUACUUGAAUCUGCCAUAAGAGAUGUAUGAAGAUAUUGUGUAGACAAUGUGGUGUAGGAUGUCCAAUGUGUCAUGUAAUUGGUAUCUAUAUUCUCUGUAAUAUUGGCAGCAUUGCUACUAGCUACAGGUAAAAUGACAAUAUUUUUGGUUUAGAAUAACAUGUUUAGAUAUAGUCUUUUUGAAUUGUCACAUGGAUAUAGUUUAGAUUGUGCUAUGGGUUGAACCUUCUUCACCAAACAGCAUGAUGUCUAGUUUAGGUCUUGUCAACUCGAAGAUCAUCUUCCCGAGGAAAGGGAGUUAACUGACUUAUAAAAGUCCAGUUUCCACCCUUGCCGAACUAGGCUGGUAUUAUGGAGUUACAUUUUGGCUGGACUAACGAGUCUAUGCCUAG
This is a messenger RNA of Haliotis rufescens (red abalone), 13669 nucleotides long. RefSeq names its product rho-related BTB domain-containing protein 1-like. The record is from RefSeq and is a predicted model, not a curated record. The transcript is spliced from 9 exons. Gene Ontology annotation, molecular function: GTP binding; GTPase activity; protein binding. NCBI's taxonomy places the organism in Eukaryota, Metazoa, Mollusca, Gastropoda, Lepetellida, Haliotidae. Gene Ontology annotation, biological process: small GTPase-mediated signal transduction. The coding region runs from base 139 to 2268 and encodes 709 amino acids.